Messenger RNA from Chaetomium fimeti, 583 nucleotides. RefSeq lists its product as uncharacterized. The transcript has a single exon. NCBI's taxonomy places the organism in Eukaryota, Fungi, Ascomycota, Sordariomycetes, Sordariales, Chaetomiaceae. Bases 58 to 393 code for a protein of 111 amino acids. The record is from RefSeq and is a predicted model, not a curated record.
CCUCAGUCAGCCUGCACAAGCCCUCAAGCAACCCAGUCCAAUCUCAACUCGAUCACCAUGACCCACCGUCUCCGGGUCGCAUCCAAGCUUCCCCGUAGCCAGCAAUACACGCCAGUCUCCAGUCCCCAUGCGCCAUCGCGUCCGUCCCCGGGGCCGGUCCGAGUCAUAUCUGCAACCCAGCAAGUUCAGAUUCGACUCUCAACCACAGCCAUAAUAACCCCAAGAGAGAAGACCCUCCUGGCCAAAGAGGCCGCAGCAUCUGGCUCACCACCACUGACUUGGCCACACAAAGGAUGGGACGACAAGGUGGUGCUGGAGGUAGUUCCUAGCCAUCGGAAGCCACGAACACUGAGUGACCGAAUCGCAUGGCGAAUGAUCAGGGCUUGCAGGUGAGUGCCUCUUCGUUCCCUUUUCAGUCUUCGCCGCUGUAUCACGGCACGCCACUAACCAGCCUCUAGAUGGGGAAUGGAUUUCCUCACCGGGAUGCCGUCCGAGCCAACGGCGGACGCCAAGCACCGUAGCGCGACCGCUUAUAGGCCGAUGACGGAGUCCCAAUGGGUGAGCCAAUCUGACUAACUCAUUU